Molecule: messenger RNA, 2019 nt
Organism: Papaver somniferum (opium poppy)
Lineage: Eukaryota; Viridiplantae; Streptophyta; Magnoliopsida; Ranunculales; Papaveraceae
Exons: 1
Coding region: 1-2019 (672 amino acids)
Source: RefSeq, a predicted model, not a curated record
AUGAGUGGUGGAGAAUUUAACCAUCUAGAACCAGAUGAAUGUUUCGACGAGUUCAUCGAUUUAGCUGAAAAGACUCGUCAGUGGGAUUCAAUGAGGGAUCCCGAAAUAACUAGGAACCCUAUCCAUAGGGUCAAUAGAGUUGAUAAUGGGUCUGAUAUUUUUAGGCGUCUAGAGGCCUUAGAAAUGAACCAAAGGUCUACCCAGACUAUGAGCUGUAACAGUGAGCCCAUAACUUAUCCAUGUACCAUUUGUGGUGACCAAAUUCAUACUGGACCUCAGUGCCCCCUGUUUUACUCGACUGAAACUACCCGUGACCAGGUUAGUGUCCUACAUGAUGGUAUGAACUCUAAAUUUGAGGGUAGACCCAAGUUUGAUCCCUAUUCUAAUACGUAUAACCCUGGUUGGAGACAUAACCCUAAUUUUUCGUGGUCUAAAGGUGCCCAACAGGGUGUCCCAUCUAGCAACCCACCACCAUGUUUUCAUAGGAACCAAACGCAAUUCCAAGAACCAAGCCCAGUUGAUCAUAAGCUGACAUCUUUAGAAGAAUCCAUGAAACUUUUAGCUCAAAGUGUUGUCCAAAGCAACCAAAAGUUCGAUGACUUUGUCCUAAUGAGUCAGCUUAACCAGCAAAAUAAUUCCCAAGCUAUUAGUAACUUAGAGACUCAAAUAAGUCGACUUUCAAACCAGUUAAAUGAUAGGGAGAACGGGACAUUUUCUAGCCAAACGACUCCAAAUCCUAAAGGAGUUAACCAGGUUCAUGGGUCAGGUAGUUCUAACCACAACGAACAUGUCAAAGCAGUUAUCAAUCUUAGGAGUGGUAAAACUCUAGAGAACUCGGUAGAACCACCUAAGGACAAAAGUCCAGCUGAAAAAGAGAAUGACGUUGAACAAACUUCGUCUAAAGACCUUAAUGGGCCCGAGAGUGCUAAGAGUCCAAGUAAGGAAGAUAUCCCUGAGAGAGUGUACAUACCACCCGCACCAUUUUCUCAGAGAAUCGCUAAGAAAAAUCCUAGUACAUAUGCUGAAAUCCUAGACAUCUUUAAGCAAGUUAAGGUCAACCUUCCCUUGUUAGAUGCAAUAAAAUAUGUACCAGCUAUGACCAAGUUCCUAAAAGAGAUGUGCAUUGUCAAGAGAGACGCAGGUGUCUAUAAAAAGGCAUUUUUAACCCAACAAGUUAGUUCCAUAAUCUCACAAAAGUACCCUGUCAAAUUUAAAGAUCCUGGUUGUCCUACUGUCACAUGUGUCAUAGGUAGCCAAAAGAUAGAAAAUGCUCUUUUAGAUCUUGGGGCUAGUGUGAAUCUUUUACCGUUCUCGGUAUAUGAACAACUUGGACUAGGUGAGAUGAAACCAACUAGGAUAACACUACAGUUAGCCGAUAGGUCAGUCAAAAUCCCACGUGGAAUUAUUGAAGACUUUUUGGUUCAGGUAGAAAACUUUAUCUAUCCAGUUGACUUUGUGAUUUUGGACACUCAACAUGUUUGUAGUCAAGAUAUCAAUAUCCCAAUCAUCCUAGGUUGUCCAUUUCUAUCCACUGCGAAUGCAAUCAUACAUUGUCAAACUGGCCUAGUAAAAUUUUCCUAUGGGAAUCAGAAAAUCUCGGUGAAUGUUUUUAAGGCGUUACAAGCCCCACCGGACCCUGAAUACUAUGAGUCUAUAUGCAUGAUUGAUUCUUUAGUUGAGAAUACCUUUACGACUAAUAGUGUUAGCGAUCCUUUAGAGGCCUGCUUGGCCCACUUUGGAGCCUACUAUGAUGAGGAUAGUCAUUUUAAAGAAGUUAAUGCGUUGUUAGACUCUGCGCCAGUAAUGAAUUAUGGGAAAUGGCAGCAUAAACCAGAACCUCUUCCCCCGACCAUAGAUAAACCCCUCCCAUCAUCAGUUAAGGCACCCACCCUUGAACUAAAGCCGCUACCAGAUACACUGAAAUAUGUAUUUCUUGGUAAUGAGAAUACUUUUCCUGCCAUAAUUGCCUCUGACUUAGAGCCCGAUCAGGAAAGUAGACUAGUUAGUGUUCUCCAAUAG